Molecule: messenger RNA, 408 nt
Organism: Sciurus carolinensis (gray squirrel)
Lineage: Eukaryota; Metazoa; Chordata; Mammalia; Rodentia; Sciuridae
Product: C-X-C motif chemokine 15-like
Exons: 4
Coding region: 13-282 (89 amino acids)
Biological process (GO): antimicrobial humoral immune response mediated by antimicrobial peptide; cellular response to lipopolysaccharide; inflammatory response
Cellular component (GO): extracellular region
Molecular function (GO): chemokine activity; CXCR chemokine receptor binding
Source: RefSeq, a predicted model, not a curated record
UCAAGGGCAGACAUGACUGCUGAGAGCUCACCAACACUCCUGCUGGCUGUCCUUGUCCUGGGCAUCUUUGGUGAUCACUGUAAGGCUCAAGAGUUACGAUGUCAGUGUAUUCAGAUGCAUUCUGAUUUUAUUUCUCCCCAAUUCAUUGAAACAUUACAGUUGAUACCUGAGGGUGUUCAGUGCAGCAGAAAAGAAGUCAUAGUCACACUGAAAAAUGGGCAAUUAGUUUGUUUGGAUCCUGAGGCCAAAUGGGUGAAGAGUCUUCUUGAAAAGGUCCACUAAUUGAUGUCACAUAAGAAACACCACAUCCAAUGAUUAAUAGGAGUCCUUUGCAUCAUCAUGAGCUUGUACAUACUCCCGAAGGUUCUCUGGAGGUGGUGCUACCUUUAUGCCAAUUAAAGACUGGAA